GACGGGUGACGACGCCGGUAAUAAGUGUGACUCGACCACAAUGGGUGCCGCGGGAAAAUAUUUCAAAAAACAAUUCCAAGUUUCGAAAUUCAAAUUAAAACAUGGUGACCCUACGGACUUUUACCUUGGGUGUUGGCAGAGGGAUGUGGCGGCCUUACCCAUGCUCUGCCUAAGAGCUAUUAUAUUCUUAGGAUGCCUGGCGAUUAUUUUAACGUCUAUGGUGAUGACGGGACUGGGAAUGAACUUCGGAUUCUGGUUCAUAUACCUGACGCAUUGGGGACUGUUCAUGAUUACACUGACUUCCGGGUUUGCCUUCGCCGUCUCCUGGAUGGCUUAUACGAGAGGAUCAAUCGAGGCGACGUUCGACCUGCCGUGGUAUGUCAAAACAUACUGGGCUCUGUACAACAUAGGCAUUCCACUGGCCUUCUUUAUCUCCAUAUACUAUUUUACAUUUCUCACGGGUUUUGAGGACGUGGAGUUGGCAAUAGACCCGGUGUUAGACUUGUUUAUCCACGCAAUAAACUCUGUUCUGAUGCUGCUUCUGCUGGUGACGUCACGGCUGCCGUCGCGGCCGCUGCACUUCUUCUACCCGGUGUGCUUCACCCUCGUCUACCUCAUCUUCACCGUCUUCUUUUACUUGGCUGACGGCAGGGACCCGUUCGACAAUAACUUCAUCUAUCCGACACUAGACUGGUCGGAGCCGGGGAUCACGACGGUGAUGGUGGUGAUAUCAGCUGUGGCGCUGAUCGUGGUGCACCUGGUGGUGGUGGGGCUGGCGCUGGCCAGGAACGCACUCACUCGGCGAUUCCGCCAAGUCGUCGUCAUCUCGGACAUCACCUAUUCGUACAAUUAAAAGUUCCUCUUAAAUUAUUAAUUAAAUCCAACUCUGGUGCGGCAACAGUCCAUGGGCGACGAUAACCACCUCCUGCCAUGCCCCUCCUCACAUCUUCUGCCUCUUUUUUAUAAUAAUAAAAUAUGGCAGCAAGAUUGAUACGGUAACGCGCAUCUCUACAAUGUGAAUCCAUAAAAUCAACUCAUACUCUAUUGUGCCUCUUAGACAGGCGGAUUUAUUACCUAAUGGGUAAAAAGUUGCAUCAGCAAAUACAACAGGCCAUAUUCAUGCAACUUCUAGGCUCACACUCAUCGAGAAGAGGAGCAUAAAAUAAUAAGCACACUCCACCAUUCUGCUGGAGUACGAGUAUCAUCGAAUGUCUAGUCUGAAAUAAAUGCUGCGGAAUACUUAGUUAAGUAUAGUGCUUGUGAAGAAUCAUGACCAAAUGUGAUAAAUUAUUUUGUAUUAUU
Pectinophora gossypiella (pink bollworm) is the source of this 1302-nucleotide messenger RNA. Its product is annotated as protein rolling stone-like. NCBI's taxonomy places the organism in Eukaryota, Metazoa, Arthropoda, Insecta, Lepidoptera, Gelechiidae. The record is from RefSeq and is a predicted model, not a curated record. The transcript is spliced from 4 exons. Gene Ontology annotation, cellular component: membrane. Bases 41 to 853 code for a protein of 270 amino acids.